Messenger RNA from Necator americanus (New World hookworm), 1239 nucleotides. RefSeq lists its product as uncharacterized. Lineage: Eukaryota; Metazoa; Nematoda; Chromadorea; Rhabditida; Ancylostomatidae. The transcript has 11 exons. Bases 1 to 1239 code for a protein of 412 amino acids. The record is from RefSeq and is a predicted model, not a curated record.
AUGGUAUUAUUCAUUCCAAAUCGGACGGACGAGUUUCCGGCGAUUACAUUUGGCGAGACGACGACGCGUCAUCCUAGAUCUCUCGCCUACGAUGCAACACCACUCGAAAUGCUUCCCGAUAGCCCUUCCCCACGUGCCGCACUCGCCCUCUCAGACCUUCAGCCUCAGACUGGCGCCUCCACGUUCGCUGUUGGUACUGGAUCUGGGAAUUGGUCAACACACGGCGUUGGCGGUGUGGGCGGAGACUCGUUCAUGGAUAAGAAUAGCAACGGUGGAGGAUUGUUCGGACCGCCCAUUCGACUCGUUCUUCAACAAUCAAGGCCCUUGUGGCUGUGCCUCGUCGUCGAGUUCUGGUGGUGGACUAUUCUCACGAAAAUGAACUUCAGGCUUCGUACUUCCGCGCUCGUCGUUCUUGUAAUUACUCUUCUUCAUUCUUCUUCUGUUCGUGGCGACGUUAAUUUGCCCGAGUGCCAUGAUAUCCCAAAAGUGCUGUGUUGUACCGAACGUGUGAUAGAAAAAUGCUUAACUGGUUGUAUUGACUAUGUGACGGAGAAAUGCCCGCAAAAACUCGAAAAAUAUGAUAAAAUUGAGGAAAAGAAGCCGGUUGCAGAUAAUAAGGUUGAAAGCGCCCAGCUCACUCGAGGUGCACGACCCGUCCUGCUGCCAAAGGUCAGCGCCACUCGUCCUCCCACCGCUGACGAGAUAUGGACGGACACGUCGGAUCGGCGACGAGCACCCGCUGGUGGUGAUCGAAAACUCCUCAAUCAAGAGUAUCCGAUCACUGAAGUUACCGACGCCGACCUCACUGCGGAAUGUGGCACCGAAAAAUCCAGACCACCGUAUUCACCUUGUCUUGCUCGUAAAACAGUGGACGAUGUGUUCAAAACGUGCUGCCAGCAACAUGUCCCAUCCAGCUGCCAUUCAUUGUGCACUUACGAACAUCGUGAACAUGUUGCUGCUGAGAUGUUGAUCUCGGCAGUACAACAAGAUGGAUGCGAUCUUAAGUAUCUGUCGUCCAUUCUCUACUGUGCUCAUCAAAAUCGUGACAACCGUAAGUGCUGCGAGUUUCUCGGCAUGUCCAACUCCGAACUAGGAGUUGGUGAUCGGUGCCUUCGUAUGUGCAAUGUUGCUCCAUCUGGUGAUCGUAUCAAUUCCGUGGAGAAAUCAGAUCUGGUCUGUCUGUCCAAUUGGAACGUCAUGAUGUACUGCGCUCGUUCCGGGCUGCGUACUUUCAACUGA